This is a messenger RNA of Lepisosteus oculatus (spotted gar), 2357 nucleotides long. Its product is annotated as nuclear receptor subfamily 0 group B member 2. Gene Ontology annotation, molecular function: transcription corepressor activity; transcription factor binding. Lineage: Eukaryota; Metazoa; Chordata; Actinopteri; Semionotiformes; Lepisosteidae. The record is from RefSeq and is a predicted model, not a curated record. Gene Ontology annotation, biological process: circadian rhythm; negative regulation of transcription by RNA polymerase II. Gene Ontology annotation, cellular component: cytoplasm; nucleus.
UUCCUACAAAACACGUCGUUUGGUGUUCUAUUAUACAAUUAUAAAUCCUUAUAAAUUUCUUACAUGUUGUUAAGCUUUCAGAAGUAAUCCAUCUAUCCAUUUCAGGGUGAUUCUUUUUCCUAUUGAUUGUUCUGUACAUCGCGAAUAUCUUGCAUUUUCAACAGUAUCACUUAUGCAUUGUAGCUCUUCAAAACGUCUACCUAUCCCCUUGGGUUGAAGUCAAUGGAUGUGACGUACUGAAGUCUCCUAUUCUUGACACCAAAAUCUCUAUCGCUCCGUAUUUUAUACUCGGAGGAAAACAGUUCCAGUUUUAAGUUCGUAUUCAGCACCUUUUAAGGUUGCCGAAAAGGGUUUGAAAUGAAUAAUUUCGCAUCUGCGAUAGGCGAUAUACUACUCAAGGACGCAUCAGACAGCUCUUUACAUGCAUAAUAUCUUAACUGUUUGUACUGGCUGGCUUCCAGCUCAUUAGGUGUUAGCUGGCAGCGAUAGUGGCCAUAUACUGUCUGCUUGAUUACUCCCACAGUCCUUGGUAGCUUGGUACAGGCUGGGUUAAUGGCUGAAGUAAAUAAGAUAAGUGACCUACUCCCAACCACCCCAACGUCGCCUUGUACCAUCAACCCGCCGAUCUUCAUUGAGAAAACCUUAUCUUCUCCACGUGGAGCGAACCUACCUGAGCCAAGCAGUCCAGGGUCAUGUUGUUUUUCAGUGAGCAAAUGUUAUUCAGCUAGGGUCAAGGCUGGCUUGCUGUACCUUAGGGGGAAGCCUCUAUAAAUAGGUCUGGGACAGCAGAGCUGGAGACAGGCGUACGCACGGCGGACAGAGCUUUUCUGAUCCAAAGCAUUUAAGUAGCUGCGCGGCCAAGUGGUACAGCGCGCAAGGGCGAUUUACAGGCUACCUGCGCGUUCACCGUACCAAAUUCUUUUAAGCCUCGUUUAGUUGAAAAGAUUAAGUAAACGAUGUCUUGCCUCGAAGAGCCCAGCGACAGAUGCCAGUGUUCCGGCUUCAGUGUUCGGCAGUCCAACGCCAUCCUUUACAAUAUUCUGAGCCGCAAGGACAGCGACCACCUCGCCCACAGCUACAUCACGUCUCCGCACAGCUGCCACUGCGAGAUGCGGCGGACUGUUGGCCUCAAGAACCCGGACGAGACGUGCCAGGUAGCUUCCGGCGUGCUGGUCAAAACGAUCCACUUCAUGAAGAACCUGCCUUCCUUCUACCAGCUCCCACUCAAGGACCAGCUGGCUCUGCUGCAGAGCGGCUGGGCGCCGCUGUUCAUCCUGGGGCUGGCGCAGGAAGGGGUGGCCUUCGACGUGACGGACACGCCGGCCGCCAGUUUGCUGAAGAGAAUCCUGCUCAAGGACCAGGACCAGGACCAAACCCGGCUGGAGCACUCGGACAGGGCGCAGCCCACGCUGGACGCCGUACAGAAGCUGAAGUCUUGCGUCAAUAAGUUCUGGAGCCUGGAUAUGAGUCCAAAAGAAUACGCCUAUUUGAAAGGAGCGAUUCUUUUUAACCCCGAUGUCCCGGGCUUGAAAGCGUCUCUGUUCAUCGAGAGCAUGCAGCAGGAGGCCCAGAGAGCUCUUCGCGAGGUGCUGCUCCCUCUCCACCCGGGAGACCGCGGCCGCUUCGCCCGCAUCCUCCUCACCGCCUCCGCGCUCAAGACCAUCACGCCGAGCCUCAUCACCGAGCUCUUUUUCAGACCUGUCAUCGGCCAGGCGGACCUCUUAGAACUACUCGCCGAAAUGCUUUUCGCCCGAUAAACGAGGAUACAGGAGCUCAGGUUGCUUAAACUUAACAACACCCGUCGCGGAGCCGCUGAUUUGAGGGGACAGUGUUACAGAGAGCUUGGUGCACUCUACCUGGGAACACGCACGUCAUGUCCUGCUAUUAAAACUGUCAUGUUAUGGUCUAAAACUUGGGCAAAAAGGUCCGCUAAAAUCAUGCGAAGUGAGCAAAGAGACAUUCUCGCCUUGCGAGUUUCAAACGGCGACGAUACGCAGAAAAUCGUUUGAGAGGAACAGCCUGGCUGUAUUACAGAGGGGACUCACUACUCGAUCAGUUUCGGUGUGUGAAUUUGGCGUAUCUCUCAUACGCUGUGCCAAGCUUUCGAUGUUAUGAUUUAGAUAUAGAUCUUUCAGCUGAAAGGGCAAACCUGGUUUUGUUGGCUUAACAGAAUCUUCUUGGAGAAAAACGUCACUUUAUUGAUCCGAAUCACUAUUUUAUGUUUUUUUUUAAAAAACUCCUUUAACACGUCCGUAAAAAAUCCGUGUGCAUGAGUGUAUGUGAAUAAAUUAUAUAUUUUUUAAAAAAAGUUUCUGUAACACGUCAUGAAAAACGUGUUUAAUAAAAAUGUGUUGAUA